Molecule: messenger RNA, 4571 nt
Organism: Mercenaria mercenaria
Lineage: Eukaryota; Metazoa; Mollusca; Bivalvia; Venerida; Veneridae
Product: G-protein coupled receptor dmsr-1-like
Exons: 2
Coding region: 720-1886 (388 amino acids)
Biological process (GO): G protein-coupled receptor signaling pathway
Cellular component (GO): membrane
Molecular function (GO): G protein-coupled peptide receptor activity
Source: RefSeq, a predicted model, not a curated record
CUAGGAGGUACACUUCUGCGAUCUACAGGAGUAACAGGCAAUCACAAGUGCGAAUAAAUGGAUAAUGAAAUGUAGGAUAUGUGAUUAAAUCAAAAAGUGUUAGGAUAAAGAAAGAAAACGUACAAUUCGCUAGAUGUAUAAGUCUUGCGAGCAUGAACAACAGAUGUCACAGAAAAUAAACUUCAAUGAUUCUUCACGCAUGUCAAAAGUAACCUUACCUGUAAAUGUCACCAUAGAAACCUCUGUACAAUUAUCGAGCAUUAAUAGAAACAGAUAAAGUUGAUAAUAAGGAUAAAAUAAACCGUUACAGACGUCAAUAGUCACUGUGCAACCAAUAUCAUCAUUAAUUUGCAGUACGCCUUUUUCAGAAAAUCAAAUAUAUAUAAUGACGCACUCUGGUAUCUUGUUUAAGACAGGAAUAAUGUUUUCUAUAUGCUGUUCUUUUCAAGGAGGAAGUUAUAAACUUUCAUUGUGGAAGGAUUAAUGGUAUGAAAUUUAACUAGGAAAUUGAAACCAUAGAAAUGAGAAUAUGGACGCGAGAAUUUUUAACUAUUAUUCAAUGAGUUGACGGAAUGUGAAGUGAAAUUCCAAUCAAGAAUGGAUUUCAGAAUGAAUACGGUUUAAGAACACAGAAUUUCCAUUAAUCAGUGUCCAGGAGAAAAUGGAAGCUCGUGAAUGUCAAUUAAUCGUAUACGUUAAGGGGUUUAUCUGUAAAUACAAUGGACAUUAUUUGUGAACGGUUUUCGAAGCCUUAUUUUGAAACAAGGUGCAGAAACGCCACGAUGAAUUCGACGGUUAACGUCACGCCAUACAAGAGUGAGAAUUUAGAGUAUUUCAGUAUUACGUACAGCAACUGGCAUGGCUAUAUCAGCUUAAUAACCUGCGCCAUAGGAAUACCUCUCAACAUUAUCAACAUCAUUGUACUUACGAGGAAAAAUAUGCAAACGCCUAUCAAUUGUAUAUUAACUUGGCUUGCAGUUGCAGACACAGCUACAAUGAUUUCAUACGUUCCGUUUUCGUAUCAUUUUUACUGCAGGUUUUCAGCGUUCACAAUUUCUUCUGAGAAGAACAGUUGGGUAUGGAUGCAUUUUCUUCUGAUAUACUUGAACUUCUCCAGUACUGCUCACACAAUCGCUAUUUGGCUUGCAGUUGCCUUAGCAAUUAUGCGUCACCACCAUCUCCAUUCCCCAGCGAAAGGAAGCAUAACGCGCAUGCGUCGCUUAAUACGAGCCAGGCUGGUUGUAUGUGUAGUUGUUUGCACAUCUGUGAUAUUGCUGAUUCCAAACUAUUUGAGUCACAAUCUGGAAGAAGUCCGAUUCCGUGACAAUACUACUGGAUAUGUGUUCGAAGACUGGGAAAUAAAUUCAGGACAUGCAAAACCCAUCAGACUUGUGUCUCUAAUAGUCUACGGCUCACUAGCAAAGAUUUUGCCUUGCGCUUUGAUUAUUAUAUUUGGGUCCCUACUGCUCCGAACGCUGAAUAAAACAAUGCAAAAUCGCCGACAUUUGUCUGAAAACGGCGUUACCAUAAGUGCCCGUAGACAUGCUGACCCGUCAAGGACGACUAGCAUGUUACUCGUGGUGAUUGUUCUUUUCCUAAUCACGGAAUUACCGCAAGGAAUUUUGAUAAUGUGCUGUAUAUUUUUGCAAAACUUUUUUGAGAAUAUCUACAUUCCACUUGGUGAUGUGAUGGAUAUGCUAGCUCUACUCAAUAACAGUAUUAACUUUGUUUUGUAUUGUACAAUGAGUCAGGAGUUUAGAAGUACGUUUAUUGCCUUAUUUUGCUCAUUUUCAUGUACACAUGAAAGACGGAAGCCGUACAUUUCUUCGCAUUACAAUGGUGACCACUUGCUUGUUACGCUCAACAGUGUAGAACAUACAGGAUGAGAACGUUUUGCCAGCAUAUACAUUUGCGGUCCUUAAUUUGAUACUUUAAAAUGACAUGUCCCCAGAUAAACCUAAUUCUAUAAUUAAACACCCAUUAUUGGAAUUGAAAAUUCAAGUCCUUUCGGCACUUUGUGAUUUGAAUUACAUACUGCAAUAUCAUUUUAAUUUCACAUUCAUUUUUUGAUUAUUUUACCUUUUUGCAAUUCAAGAUGUACAUUUAACUGCGAAUCGGUUGGUUUCUGAUAAAGAUGUACUGUAUAGGCCUUUUAUGCUUUAAAAUUUAAAUUUUGAGUCUCUAUUGCGCUUUGUAACUUAAAAUGAUAACUAAAAUAUGUUGCAGUUCUAAUUUCAAACUGACUUUGUAUUCGAAAUUCAAGACAUAUACUUUCAGAAAGCCCGACCUCUUUGCUCGCUCAACAGGGACAGCACAUAUCUAUGGAUAUCGCCGUCUUGUCUUCGAUCCCCGGGCGCGGUCUUCGUAUGACAAUAAGGCAUUGUGUCUCAAAUGAUUUGAUAUCCACCUUUGAUUCGUGUGGAAAUGUUAGCAGUUACUUACAGAGAACAGUUUUGUAUAUGUAAUUUGAAUUACAAACUGCGAAACAUUUUACAUUUCGCAUCGCGCGAUUCGAAUUGCAAUGUGCGUGACACUGUCGGCUUUACCAUCGUUCGGAGACUGAUUAACGACUUGGUGUAUAUCUUAGAUUUUAAAAUAUAAAAAAAAACACAGUUUGCAAUUAGAACUGUAAAAUGCAAUUCAAAUUACAAAGCGCAAUAAAGACUAAAAUAUUCAAAUAUUAAGCCUGAACUGCCCUGUAUAAUAACAUCUUUCUCAGAAAGCGAAUAUCGAACCAAUAUAUGUCUUAACAUGCAAAGCAAAACCGCAUUUUGUAAUUUCAGUCGCGCAAUGCAAAAUGAAACAUAGUACCCCAGUGCAAAUGAAUUUUAAAAGAGAUACAUCAUUGAAAUUAGAAAAGUCUUUUAAAGCGUGUUAAACCAAUCCUAGAAUAAUGUUUGUGGUAUGUAAUCAUUUUGCGUCGAUUCGCCGCAAAGUCAUUCCUUGUAGAUAUUCUUGAAAGACAGAAACACAGUGAAUAAAUUCUAGAAAUUGAUUUCUUAGUCGUUGAAAUAAGAAAGAAUAGAUUUACAUAUGUGGACCUUCUGACUGCUGUGUUUAUACCAAUAACUGAAAUUCUGAUGUUCAUUCUAUACCUGCGUUCACAAAGAUUUGAUUUAAUCAUAUUUUAUUACUCUAUGAUAUGAAGUUGUUACAAUAACAAUUCCAACAUACAUAAUCAAAGCACAAAAGGGCUCCCAAAGAAUGGCACCUCUCGCCAUAGGCAAGCAUUUACCAAAAUAGAUAUGUCUUACACUUACACAAUACAGUAUUUCAUAAUUUUAUUGUUACAAUAUAUUCAUAUGUGUAUGACUUUGAACAAUCCGAUAAUAAACUGAAAUAUUACUCAAUAUUAACACUUACCAUGCUGGACACGAUUGACUCUGCCUUUGCGACUUGUGUAGAUUAUAAGAUUCUUUCACUUGUUGUAUUUGCAGAUGGGAAUAUACGGCCUCGAGGGUAACUGUUUAGUGGUAACGAGGUUCUGCCGAGUUACCACGUAAAGAGAGCCAUGUUUCAAUCUGCACCUACAGCCGCCAGUGAUAGAUUUUUUUUCUUGUAUACCACAUUCAAGAAAUGAUAAUAAAAAUAAAAAAGACUUUCUAUUUAGAACUUUUCUUAUGGCAGUACAUUUAAACAAAGCGCAGGGUAUUAACGCUAUUCAGCCAGUAUCUCUUUGGAAAGCACCCCUUUUAUAAGUUAAUGGUACUGGCCAAAUUUGACGAUGGACAAGGUCAUUAUAGAAAUUUAGCAGGGUAAGGGUUAAAAUGAAUGUUACAUACAGACUUAGUCUACAUUUUUACUUGAAAUAAUGUCACAUUUUUGAAUUUGUGUUGUAAUAUAUGACAUGUAGGAUUAAUAAAGAUGUGAUUAUAUUGAUCUGUAAUAUAUUCCGAUAUCAAUUCCGUUGACAUACGGCUGGUAUUUCACAAGGAAAUAUUAACAGACAGAAAUAAAAUCCGUACAGUACCUUUUAUUGUGUAUACUGCCGGACUAUUUUCAUUUAAUAUGUAUGACCAGACAGUUCUAUAAAUAGCGCACACAAAAACUUCACUCAUUUCUAGUUGAACAUCGACAGACAAUGAAGAUUUUGUUCGAUAACAAAACAACAAGCAAAAAGAUGGAGGUAUAUAAUAAAAGGGUCAUUAUAACAGUAUGUAGAUGUGAGAUUUUGUAUUCGGUUCCCGUGGAUUUUGCAAGAUCGGAUCACACUCGGCGCUUGCGCCCCUCGUGGGAUCCAAUCUGGCAAAAAUGUACUCGAACGGAACACAGCCUCCCAAAUCAAACUAUUAUCAUUAUAACCUUAUUGUAUUACCAAUGCCUAAUAAGUGUUAUAAGUUUUAGUGGACAUUUCAAAGUGCGCAGUAAUACACAUUUGCAAAUUCCGAUAUCGGAUCCAAAUCUGACUUCAAGUAUGUUAAAGGGACUUUCUCAAACUAUUUGGUUAUAUAAAAUUGACGAAGUACAAAGAUUUUGGCUUUCAGCUGAUAUUGGUUAUUGAAUUGAUAUUAACUAAACCGAUUACGAGAUGGUUAAGUUGUCAUCAGAACAAAUAAAAACAUAGAAAUUUA